AUGAAGUUUCGUGAUGGUAUGUGGCUGCCCGCCGAGGGCAUACAAGCCGAGUAUGCAGAAGAAGUGUAUGAAAUCACACCGAGAGAGAAUGGGCUGAGCUUGCUUUGUCCAACGAGGAAAAUAUUCUCUCGUGGAGAUACGCUGAAUCGGAGCACCCUAACAGUUGAUAUCGAGGCAGCUUUUGACGGAGUCAUUUCAGUCGAAACAACCCACUGGGACGGCGCCGCGAGACGUGGGCCUGACUUCGACUUAUAUCCUGGCGGCAGGCCCAAAGUUGAAGCGGAUAUCUCGAAGUCUGACAAAGGCACAGUCCUGAACUCCGGAUCGCUGUCUGCUACCAUCAGCGGGGACGAACACACAUUCGACAUCAAGUUCCACAGCAAAGAUGGCUCCAAACAACUCACAUCACUACAGAGCCGGAGUGUGGGGCUGGCGUAUAGCCCAGCGAGCAGCAACCCCUUACAGACGGGCGACAUGCGGGACUUCAAGCACUACAUCUUCACACAGACAUCGCUGGGUGUCGGCGAGUCCGUCCACGGCCUGGGCGAACGUUUCGGGGCAUUCAACAAAGUCGGCCAGACCGUGUCACUCUGGAACGCAGACGGAGGCACAUCCAGCGAUCAAGCCUACAAGAACGUGUCGUUCUGGCUGAGCUCAAAAGGCUACGGAGUCUUCAUCGACAACCCCGGCAAGGUCGAGCUCGAGAUCGGCAGCGAGCGGACCAACCGCGUCCAGACCAGCGUCGAGGGACAGAGAUUGAAGUGGUACAUCAUCUACGGCCCGACGCCCAAGGAGGUCCUGCAGCGCUACUCUAUACUCACCGGCCAGCCUGGGAAGGUGCCCAGCUGGAGCUUCGGCUUAUGGCUCAGCACCAGCUUCACGACGAACUACGACGAGAAGACGGUGACAUCGUUCCUCGAGGGCAUGAAGGAGCGCGAUACACAGGUCGAUGUCUUCCACUACGACUGUUUCUGGAUGAAGGCUUUCAAAUGGACAGAUUUCGUCUUCGACUCUGAGCGAUUCCCUGAUCCCAAGGCUCAGAUCUCUCGUCUGAAGGAAAAUGGUCUGGCAAACAAGGUCUGUGUCUGGAUCAACCCCUAUAUCGCGCAGAACGGGGCGGCUUUCGAGACGGCCGCAAAGAACGGCUAUCUCCUCAAGAGGAAGAAUGGCGAUAUUUGGCAGUGGGACCUCUGGCAAGCUGGCAUGGCCCUCGUCGACUUCACAAACCCCGCCGCGGCAAAGUGGUACGUGGAAUGCCUGAAUAGCCUCUUCGACAAGGGAGUCGAUGCAAUCAAGACGGACUUCGGCGAGCGUGUGCCAACCUUGGACGUGGAGUGGCACGACAAGUCGGUUGACCCCCACAAGAUGCACAACUACUACUCGUUCAUCUACAACAAGGUCGUCUACGAGGCGCUGCAGGCCCGUUACGGCGAGGACCAAGCUGUGCUCUUUGCCCGGUCCGCCUGCGCUGGCACGCAGCGGUUCCCUCUGCAGUGGGGCGGCGACUGCGAGUCCACGCCCGAGGCCAUGGGCGAGUCCGUCCGCGGGGGUCUAUCGCUCGGCCUCUCGGGCUUCGCGUUCUGGUCGGUCGACAUUGGCGGCUUCGAGGGCUACCCGCCACCGUGGAUCUACAAGCGCUGGGUCGCCUUCGGCCUCUUGUGCUCCCACAGUCGUCUGCACGGCAGCAACUCGUACCGCGUGCCGUGGACCAUCGACAACGACGACAAGAGCGAGGAGGGGAGCUCGCGCACGCUGGCGAAGUGGACGGCCUUGAAGACGCGUCUGAUGCCAUACCUCUACGCGCAGGCAGCCAAGGCGAUCGAGCAGGGCAUUCCCCUGUCGCUCCGCGCGAUGUGUCUCGAGUUCCCAGAGGACCCGACUUCGUGGUACCUCGACCGCCAAUUCAUGGUGGGUGACAAUAUCUUGGCGGCGCCCAUCUUUGACGAGUCUGGAGAGGUCGAAUUCUACCUGCCCAAGGGUAAGUGGACAUGCUUCUUCACCAAUAAAACUCGCGAUGGACCGGGCUGGUUCAAGGAGAAGCACGGGUUUGGUAGUCUGCCUCUGUAUGUGAGAGAGAACUCUGUGCUUGUUCUUGGUAAGCCAGGCAUUAGAGGCAUCGUGUAUGAUUAUGCUUCAGACGUUGAAGUCGCGCUGUAUCAUGCCAAAGAGGGUGCUAGCACUGAUCUGAGUGACAAAGAUGGUAAACCACUGGGUAGCCUUACAAUUAAUGCGGAGGGUGAUAUUACGGGAUCAGAGAUACUGAAGGGCAAUUGGAAGACGAGCAAGCAUGGGAGGGAUGUUGAUGAGUCACAUUCGAAGACUAUCCAGUGGUUUUAA
Molecule: messenger RNA, 2337 nt
Organism: Truncatella angustata
Lineage: Eukaryota; Fungi; Ascomycota; Sordariomycetes; Amphisphaeriales; Sporocadaceae
Product: glycoside hydrolase family 31 protein
Exons: 2
Coding region: 1-2337 (778 amino acids)
Biological process (GO): carbohydrate metabolic process
Molecular function (GO): carbohydrate binding; hydrolase activity, hydrolyzing O-glycosyl compounds
Source: RefSeq, a predicted model, not a curated record